Molecule: messenger RNA, 407 nt
Organism: Betta splendens (Siamese fighting fish)
Lineage: Eukaryota; Metazoa; Chordata; Actinopteri; Anabantiformes; Osphronemidae
Product: cytochrome c oxidase subunit 7C, mitochondrial
Exons: 3
Coding region: 88-279 (63 amino acids)
Biological process (GO): mitochondrial electron transport, cytochrome c to oxygen
Source: RefSeq, a predicted model, not a curated record
UCUGCGCCGCUCUGCCGCUCACGGGAACAAGAAGGUCGCACAAGACGCUGUGUUGAGUUGAGCUACAGAAGCAACAGGAGCAUAAUCAUGCUGGGACAAGCCGUCAGGCGGUUCGCGACCUCCGCGGUCCGGUCUUCACACUAUGCCGAAGGCCCCGGGAAGAACAUGCCGUUUAACUCGGACAACAAGUGGCGUCUGCUGGGCACGAUGGUGGUGUUCUUCGGCGCUGGCUUUCUGUUUCCCUUCAUUGUCGUCAGACAUCAGAUCCUGAAAACAUAAAACUCCUCCAGGCUCCUGCUCAGCCUUCAAGGUUGUCACCUGGAACAUAUUUAUCCAUCAUUGUCCCGUCUGGGCAGAAGAAUGGAAAUCUCUAAAUUGUCUUUGUAAAUAAAGUUUGCUCAGAUAUG